AGCGGUCGGGGCCGGAGGCGCAGAGGAGCGGCGGGGAGCGGCCGGGCCGGGAGGGUCCCGUGUGGAGCCGAGGCCCGGGUGUCUGGGCUCGAAGCCCCUCGUCCCCGCAGCUGCCAUCGCCCAGGAGCAGCAGCUGUGCCCGGGGUCCCGGCGGCGGCGGCGGCGGCGGCGAGGGGAGGAGGAGGAGCUGCAGCUGGACGGUGGCAGCUGGAGGAGGAGCCGCGCGGCUGUCCCGUGCGCCGGGGAGAGGGCCGGCCGCUCUGCCGGGGCUGCGCCGCGCUGAGAUGCCCCGCUGACCGCGGCCAUGCAGCCUUGACCGGGCGCUCGGACGUGGGGACCGGCCGCGGGGCGCGCCCUCCCGGGAAGGGGCAGCGGGUGCGGACAACAGGACUUUACUGCCGACUCCAGCCCCGCUGGGUGCCCAGCCAUCCACCAUGGAACCCGUGACCAAGUGGAGCCCCAAGCAAGUGGUGGACUGGACGAGAGGGUUAGAUGAUUGCCUGCAGCAGUACGUCCACAAGUUUGAACGGGAGAAGAUAAAUGGAGAGCAGCUGCUACAGAUUUCCCAUCAGGAUCUUGAGGAGCUGGGUGUCACACGAAUUGGACACCAGGAACUUGUAUUGGAGGCUGUCGACCUUCUCUGUGCACUGAAUUAUGGCCUUGAAACUGAUAACAUGAAGAACUUGGUUUUGAAACUUCGAGCAUCUUCCCACAAUUUACAGAAUUACAUAAGUGGCCGGCGGAAAAGUCCAGCUUAUGACGGAAACACCUCCCACAAGCCCCCCAAUGAGUUUCUGACUUCCGUGGUGGAGCUCAUAGGCGCUGCCAAGGCCUUGUUAGCUUGGCUGGACCGGACGCCGUUUACAGGGAUCACCGAUUUCUCAGUAACGAAGAACAAAAUCAUUCAGCUUUGCCUGGACCUGACAACCACCGUGCAGAAGGACUGCCUUGUGGCAGAGAUGGAGGACAAAGUUUUAACCGUAGUCAAGGUUCUAAAUGGCAUCUGUGACAAAACGAUCCGAUCUGCCACGGACCCUGUGAUGAGCCAGUGUGCGUGUCUGGAGGAAGUGCACUUACCAAACAUUAAGCCCGGGGAAGGCCUGGGCAUGUACAUCAAAUCAACCUAUGAUGGAUUGCACGUGAUUACUGGAACCACAGAGAAUUCCCCGGCAGACAGAUCUCAGAAGAUUCAUGCUGGUGAUGAAGUCAUUCAGGUUAAUCAGCAAACUGUGGUGGGCUGGCAGCUCAAAAACCUAGUGAGAAAGUUGAGAGAGAACCCUACCGGAGUUGUGUUGCUGCUGAAGAAGCGCCCCACAAGUUCCUUCAACUUUACUCCUGCUCCCCUGAAAAACCUACGCUGGCGGCCGCCUCUGGUGCAGACCUCACCUCUGCCCACGACCACCCAGUCUCCAGACAGCACUAUGGACGCCUCGCUGAAGAAGGAGAAGCCGGCCAUCCUGGAUCUUUACAUCCCUCCUCCUCCGGCCAUUCCCUACUCGCCCCGGGAGGAGAACGGGAGUGCUGGUUAUGGAGGAGUCAGCAAGUGUAAACAGCCACUGCCUGGUCCUAAGGGAUCCGAGUCCCCCAAUUCCUUCCUGGAUCAGGAAAGCCGGAGACGGAGAUUUACUAUCGCUGAUUCUGAUCAGUUGCCUGGGUAUUCGGUGGAAACCAAUGUUCUGCCCACAAAAAUGAGAGAGAAAACACCAUCUUACGGCAAGCCCCGGCCUUUGUCCAUGCCUGCGGACGCCAGCUGGAUGGGGAUUGUGGACCCUUUUGCCAGGCCUCGAGGUCAUGGGAGGAAAGGUGAAGAUGCUCUUUGCCGGUAUUUCAGUAAUGAGCGGAUCCCGCCCAUCAUCGAAGAAAGCUCGGCGCCCCCGUACCGCUUCUCCAGGCCCCCCACGGAGAGGCAGCUGGUCCGCGGCGCAGACUACAUCCGAGGCAGCAGGUGCUACCUCAGUUCGGAUCUGCACAGCAGCGCCACGAUUCCGUUCCAGGAGGAAGGGACCAAAAAGAAAGCUGGGCCCUCGGCAGCCAGGUCCUCUUCCGCUGAACCGUCCCUGUUGGUCAGCUGGUUUACCCGCCUGAAACUUUUGACUCACUGAGCCCUGCACUCCCUGGCUUCUCCCCGUUUCCUGUCACCAAGUGCCUUGCUUCCUCGGUUGACAACCUGUUCUGAUUUUCAUCCGCAGUAUUAUGUAGCGACUUUGUGCAAUUCCGUGGGGUUUUUUUUGGUUUUGUUUUGUUGUUGUUGUUGUUUUAACAUCGUGUACUGCCCUUCUGGGAAUUUUGAAGUCAUUGGAUGGGAACAAAUCCAGAGGAUCUUAGGUGAGGCUUGUGGAGACUGAAGGAGAAGAAUGAUUCAAGUCUGAUUUUUUUUUUCUUUUUUUUUUUUUUUUUUGCUUUCUUGAGAGUCAGAAUAUGGAGACAUGCUCUAUAAACCGGAGCCUCAGCCAGGAAUGUUGUGGUCGUUAUGAGGAACUGGGCCGUUUUUCAUUUUGGGGUGGGGCUGAAAUGGGUGGCCCCUGUCACACUGAUGUGUUGGGUUUUGGUCCAACUUCUUCACCUGAAAAAGCCAGCGGAGAAAACGUUUUUGUUUUGAUUUUUCAAGCUACAUACCAUAUGUGUACGUGUAGCGGCUCUGACUUUGAAAUAACACUUGUCAAGGGGCUGAUGCUCUUUCAGAGCGGAGAGUCAAGUGUAGGCCUGUUACACUUGGUUAAUAUCCUUUUCAUAACAAUCUCCGUGGAGGUCAAGUCACACAAAAACAUGUGAAACUAUUUCGAUAGGGCUCCCUACCCACAAAGAAGUUUAUGGUUAUUUGAGAGAGGUGGCCUCGUUGUUAUGUAUUAUUGUCUUUAAGGGAAAAAGAAGCUAUACGAUUUGCUGACGGCCAAAGCAUCAUUCAGAAAAAUGAAACAACUUAUGUUUAGAAGAGAGACGUUGGUUUGUGUUUUGACCUGUUCAAUGACUAUCUUCCGGAAAAGAAUGGACAGUUCCUCAAAAAUUAUAUACAUUUGGCUAAUUAGAAAUUUCUUGGGGAAAAAAACUCACGGUCACUCACUUUCAGCUAGCAUCAGGUAUUUUGGAAAAGUGUGUCUGGAUAUUAACUCAUGUUUCAACUGAAUGUAUGAUAUUUUGUUAGAAUGGAAAAGUACUAUCUUGUUAAUUUAAAUGUUUUAAAUAUAGUUGUAUAUUUUUCCUACUCUUAGUCACAUGUAAUUGAUAUAUUGGUGUCUUACAUGAAGCUAAUGAGAAAGUGUGCAAGAUGUUUUCAGGUUCACCAGUGACCACCAAGGCUAUUGCCACUGUGGGCACUAUUGUUAAAAAAAAAAAAAAAAAAAAAAGCAAAAUAAACCCUUCC
This is a messenger RNA of Sus scrofa (pig), 3361 nucleotides long. RefSeq names its product CNKSR family member 3 (gene CNKSR3). Gene Ontology annotation, molecular function: protein binding. Gene Ontology annotation, biological process: regulation of signal transduction. NCBI's taxonomy places the organism in Eukaryota, Metazoa, Chordata, Mammalia, Artiodactyla, Suidae. The record is from RefSeq and is a predicted model, not a curated record. Gene Ontology annotation, cellular component: membrane; cytoplasm.